GGGGGUUCCACAACCUUAGCAGUGUCCCAGCCUGCCCGCUCCAUGCUGUGGCAAGGCUGCACUGAGUUCCUGGGGUGAGGGGGCGAUCGGGCAUGCUCCUCCCCAUGGGUCGCCCACCAUGUCUAAUGGAUAUCGCACUCUGUCCCAGCACCUCAAUGACCUGAAGAAGGAGAACUUCAGCCUCAAGCUGCGCAUCUACUUCCUGGAGGAGCGCAUGCAACAGAAAUAUGAGGCCAGCCGGGAAGAUGUCUACAAGCGGAACAUCGAGCUGAAGGUUGAGGUGGAGAGCCUGAAACAAGAACUCCAGGACAGGAGGCAUCAUCUGGAUAAAACGUGGCCCGAUGUGGAGGAUCUCAACAGCCAGCAUGAGGCAGAGCUCGGGUGCCAGGUUGAGGAAGGACAGCAGGAGACAGAACAUGUUUACGGGCUCCUGGAGAACAAGACCCAGCUGCUGCAGGGGGAAUCCAGACUAGCAAAGAAUGAAGCCACAGGAAUGGCGGCUCUGCUGGAGGCGGGGAAGGGGUAUCACUCGGAGCUCUCAGACAGGCUGAAGGAUGCCGCCAAGGACAGGGAAGACAUGUCGGGAGGCCAGGUGAAGCCUGCCCAAUACUCUGAGGCCCUGGCUCAGAGGGACAGGAGAAUUGAAGAACUGCGGCAGAGCUUGGCAGCCCAGGAGGGGCUGGUGGAACAGCUGUCUCAAGAGAAACAACAGCUGCUGCAUCUGCUGGAGGAGCCAGUAAGCAUGGAGGUGCAGCCCGUGCCUAAAGAGUUCCGCAAGCAGCAGAAGCUGGACUCGAGUGAGACCCCUGUAACCCAACCACCUGUGUCUGAGUCCCACCUGGCAGAACUCCAGGACAAAGUCCAGCAAACAGAGGCCACCAACAAGAUCCUUCAAGAGAAACUGAAUGAAAUGAGCUGUGAACUAAAAUCCGCCCAGGAGUCAUCUCAGAAGCAAGACACGACAAUUCAAAGCCUCAAGGAAACGCUAAAAAGCAGGGAGAGUGAGACCGAGGAGCUGUACCAGGUGAUUGAGGGUCAAAACGACACAAUGGCAAAGCUCCGUGAAAUGCUGCACCAGAGCCAGCUUGGCCAGCUUCAUACCUCAGAGGGCGUUGCCCCUGCUCAGCAGCAGGUGGCCCUACUUGAUCUUCAGAGCGCUCUGUUCUGCAGCCAGCUUGAAAUACAGAAGCUCCAGAGGCUGGUACGCCAGAAGGAACGCCAACUGGCUGACGGCAAGCGAUGCAUGCAGUUUGUAGAGGCUGCAGCGCAGGAGAGCGAGCAACAGAAGGAGGCUGCUUGGAAGCAUAACCAGGAGUUACGGAGAGCUUUGCGGCACCUCCAAGGAGAACUGCAGAGUACGAGCCAGCAGCUUCAUGCGCUAGAGGCGGAAAAGUACAGUGAGAUUCGAACUCAGGAGCAGACCGUGCAACACCUAAACCACAGCCUGAGUCACAAAGAGCAGCUGGUUCAGGAACUUCAGGAGCUCCUACAGUACCGAGAUAAUGCAGACAAAACUCUAGAAGCAAACGAGAUGCUGCUUGAGAAAUUGCGGCAACGAAUACAAGACCGAGCUGUCGCUCUAGAGCGGGUUAUAGAUGACAAGUUCUCUGCUCUAGAAGAGAAGGACAAGGAACUGCGGCAGCUUCAUCUUGCUGUGAGAGAGCGCGAUCAUGACUUAGAGAGACUGCGGAGUGUGCUGUCUGCCAAUGAAGCUACAAUGCAAAGUAUGGAGAGUCUCCUGAGGGCCAAAAGCCUGGAAGUGGAACAGCUAACAGCCACCUGUCAAAACCUCCAGUGGCUGAAAGAAGAAUCGGAAACCAAGUUUGGCCAUUGGCAGAAGGAGCAGGACAACAUCAUUCAGCAGCUGCAGACGGCUCUGCACGACAGGAACAAGGAAGUGGAGGAUCUCAGCGCAGCCCUGCUCCGUAAGCUCGGACCCGCUCAGAGUGAAAUAGCUGAGGAACUGUGCCAGCGCCUGCAGCGGAAGGAAAGGAUGCUGCAGGACCUUCUGAGUGAUCGGAACAAGCAAGCUGUGGAGCACGAAAUGGAGGUCCAGGGCCUGCUGCAGUCCAUGAGCACCAGGGAGCAGGAAAGCCAGGCUGCUGCAGAAAAAAUGGCGCAGACCCUCAUGGAGAGAAACUCAGAGUUACAGGCCCUGCGACAGUAUUUAGGGGGGAAAGACGUGAUGGCAUCAUCUCAGGCGUUCAUCUCAGACCAAGCAGUUGAAGUGACUUCCCUCGGUCCCCACCCCGGAGAGCAGACGGAUCAAGGUUCUACGCAGGUGCCCUCCAGAGACCACAGCACUUUGCUGACUGCUGGGGAAGAUGCCGGCAUACCCCGGUCCACAUUGGGAGACCUGGAUACAGUGGCAGGGCUGGAGAAAGAACUGAGUAAUGCCAAAGAGGAACUCGAGCUCAUGGCUAAAAAGGAAAGAGAAAGCCAGAUAGAACUGUCGGCUCUGCAGUCCGUGAUGGCUGUGCAGGAGGAGGAGCUGCAGGUGCAGGCUGCUGACUUGGAGUCCCUGACGAGGAACAUACAGAUAAAAGAAGACCUCAUAAAGGACCUGCAGAUGCAGCUGGUGGACCCUGAAGACAUACCAGCCAUGGAGCGCCUCACCCAAGAGGUCCUUCUUCUUCGGGAAAAGGUUGCUUCCGUUGAAUCCCAGGGUCAGGAAGUUUCUGGAAACCGGAGACAACAGUUGCUGCUGAUGCUAGAGGGGUUAGUGGAUGAACGGAGCCGGCUCAACGAGGCGCUGCAAGCCGAGCGGCAGCUGUACAGCAGCCUGGUCAAGUUCCAUGCCCAUCCGGAGAACUCUGAGAGAGACCGAACUCUGCAGGCGGAACUGGAAGGGGCCCAGGUGUUACGCAGCCGACUUGAAGAAGUUCUUGGAAGAAGCCUGGAGCACUUAAGCAGGCUGGAGACCCUGGCCGCCAUUGGAGGGGCUCCUGCAGGCGACGACACUGAAGAUGCAAGCACGGAGUUCACAGACAGCAUCGAGGAGGAGGCUGCACACAACAGCCACCAGCAAAUCAUCAAGGUGGCCUUGGAGAAAAGCCUGGCGACCAUGGAGACCCAGAACACAUGUCCUCAUCCCCCUUCCCCGGCGGGAGAGGACAGUAACAGGUGCCUCCAGGAGGAAAUGCUCCACCUGAGGGCUGAAAUCCACCAGCACUUAGAGGAGAAGAGAAAAGCUGAGGCAGAACUCAAGGGGCUAAAGGCUCAAAUUGAGGAAGCGGGAUUCUCCUCUGUGGCCCACAUCAGGAACACCAUGCUGAGCCUUUGCCUUGAGAACGCAGAGCUGAAAGAGCAGAUGGGAGAAGCAAUGUCUGAUGGAUGGGAGGUCGAGGAAGACAAGGAGAAGGGCGAGGUGAUGGUGGAGAUCGAAGUCGCCAAAGGAACUCUGAGUGAGAACAGCCUUCAGGCUGAGCUCAGAAAAGUCCAGGGAAAACUGAAGCGUGCCUACAACGUCAUCCACCUCCUCAAAGAACAGCUGGUCUCGAGCAGCUCGGGAGGCAACAGUACAGGGACGCCAGAGUUCCUCGUGCGCCUGGCCAGGGAGGUGGAUAGGAUGAACCCUGGUCUGCCUUCCCCGGGGAAGCAUCACCAAGAACAGGAGAAUGAGACCACAAGGCGUGGCCCCAGACCGCAGAGCCUCAAUCUUGGGGCAGCCUUCUCAGUGGAUGUCCACCAACUGGAAAACAAGUCCCAGGCCCAAGACUCUGUACAUCCGCCAGAAUUCAGCCUGCCAAGCUCCACUAAACACCUGCGUGCGCAGCUGGCUCAAUGCAGACAGCACUAUCAGGACCUCCAGGAGAAGCUGCUCAUCUCAGAAGCUACCGUGUUUGCCCAGGCAAACCAGCUGGAGAAGUACAGGGCCACAGUCAGCGAGUCCCCGGUGAAACAAGACAGCAAGCAGAUCCAGGUGGACCUUCAAGACCUGGGCUAUGAGACUUGUGGCCGAAGUGAGAAUGAAGCUGACCGUGAGGAGACCACCAGCCCCGAGUGUGAGGAACACAAUCAGCUGAGGCCCAUGGGGCCGUGCGCUGAGCAGGGGUGCCUGGACCCUGUCUUGGUCAGCCCACCUGUGAAGAAGCCCUUGGAGACCAAACUAGGGAAUCAGGAUGAGUUUCGGGCCAGGGGAAAUCCGGACGAGAGCUCUAUCCUGAGGAAGGACAUCAGAGACCUGAAAGCCCAGCUACAGAACGCCAACAAAGUCAUUCAGAAUCUCAGGAGCCGGGUCCGGUCCCUCUCUGCCACGAGCGAUUAUUCAUCUAGUCUGGAGAGACCCCGGAAGCUGAGAGCCGUCGCAACCCUUGAGGGAUCGUCACCCCACAGUGUCACUGAUGAAGACGAGGGGUGGCUGUCUGAUGGCACCGGGGCUUUUUACCCUCCGGGGCUACAGGCCAAAAAGGAUCUAGAGAGUGUCAUCCAGAGAGUCUCCCAGCUGGAGGCCCAGCUCCCCAAAGCUGGCCUAGAGGGGAAGUUGGCUGAGGAGCUGAGAUCUGCCUCAUGGCCUGGAAAAUAUGACUCCUUGAUCCAGGAUCAGGCCCGAGAACUAUCCUAUCUACGUCAAAAAAUACGAGAAGGGAGAGGUAUAUGUUAUCUUCUCACCCAGCACGCGAAAGACGCGGUGAAAUCUUUUGAGGACCUCCUAAGGAGCAACGACAUUGAUUACUACCUGGGCCAAAGCUUCCGGGAGCAACUUGCCCAGGGAGGCCAGCUGACAGAGAGACUCACCAGCAAACUCAGCACUAAGGCCCAUAAGAGUGAGAAGGAAGAAGCUGGGCUUGAGCCGCUUGCCCUCAGGCUCAGCAGGGAGCUACAGGAGAAAGAGAAAGUGAUUGAAGUCCUGCAGGCAAAGCUGGACACCCGGUCCCUCUCACCUGCCAGCAGCCAUGCCAUGUCUGACUCCCACCGCUCUGCCAGUAGCACGUCCUUCCUGUCGGAUGAGAUCGAAGCCUGCUCUGACAUGGAUGUAGCCAGCGAGUACACACACUAUGAAGAGAAGAAAGCCUCACCCAGUCACUCAGAAUCCAUCCAUCAUCCAAGUCAUUCUGCCGUGUUGUCUUCUAAACCAUCAGCAACCAGUGCAUCUCAGGGGCUUAAAGUUGAGUCCAGCAACAGCCCCAUCAGCUUGCCAACUCCCCAGAGUCCCCCCAAGGAGGCCAGCCAGGCCCAUCCAGGCUUUCACUUUACCUCCAUGCCCAUGCCGGCUAGCCUUUCCCAGGCACCAAUGCACUCAACUCCAUCCAGCUUCAUGCCUUUCAGCCCCUCUGGCCCUCCCCUUCUUGGCUGCUGUGAGACACCGGUGGUGUCCUUGGCUGAGGCUCAGCAGGAGCUGCAGAUGCUGCAGAAGCAGCUGGGAGAAAGUGUUAGCAUUGCUCCGCCUGCUUCCACAUCGACACUGCUGAGCAACCAUCCAGAAGCCAGUUCCUGUGGCUACCUCAAGCCUCCUCAGGCCCACUCUCCUACAAGGGGCACCCUAGAGCUGGGCAGAAUCCUGGAGCCUGGCUACCUGAGUGGCUGUGGCCAGUGGGACUUGAUGAGGCCUCAGAAAGGGAGCAUCUCCGGGGACUUGUCCUCAGGCUCCUCAUUAUACCAGCUUAACUCCAAACCCACAGGGGCUGACCUGUUGGAAGAGCAUUUAGGUGAGAUCCGAAGCCUGCGCCAGCGCCUGGAGGAGUCCAUAUGUGUCAAUGACCGCCUGCGAGAGCAGCUGCAGCGCAGGCUCAGCGCCACUGCCCGGGAAAGCGGCUCCACCUCUCACUUCUACAGCCAGGGCCUGGAGACCAUGCCUCAGCUCUACAGUGAAAACAGAGCCCUAAGGGAAGAAAACCAAAGCCUGCAGGCGCAGCUCAGUCAUGCUUCCAGAGGACACUCCCAGGAAACGGACCGCCUGCGGGAGGCUCUGCUCGCCUCGCGGUCCCAGCUUCAAGAGCUGGAGAGGGAGCUGGAGCAGCACAGAGCUGAGCGGAGGCAGCUGCUGGAAGACUUGCAGGAGAAGCAGGAAGAGCUCUCGCACUUCCAGGAGGAGAGGCUGUCCCUCCAGGAAAAGGACUCCAGGCUGCAGCACAAGCUGGCCCUCCUGCAACAACAGUGCGAAGAAAAGCAGCGGCUCUCCCUAUCCCUGCAGUCCGAGCUCCAGAUCUACGAGUCGCUCUGUGGAAACCCCAAGAAGGGCCUGAAAGCUUUCAGCCUUGACUCUUGUCACCAAGUCCCCAGUGAGUUAAGCUGCCUGGUGGCGGAGAUACGAGCCCUGAGAGGGCAGCUGGAACAGAGCAUUCAAGUGAACAACUCUCUGCGGCUGCAGCUGGAACAGCAGUUGGACCGUGGUACCAGCAAAGGCAAUCUCAGCCCCUCCUCUGUUAGCCAGAACUUCUCAGCCAACGCGGAGCCUGCAAACACACAGCCAUUCGUCCAAGGUUCAGCUGCUUCCGCUCCUGUCCGGGAUGUUGGCUGGAAUUCUCCAGCCGUUGUUCUCCCCAGCUCUUCUUGCUCUGUCCCUGGCACAGACUCGGCCAUCAUCAUCAGGACAGAUGAGCUGGCUUCAGAUGGUUCUGCAGGGGUGAAGAGCCCUCCCAAGCCGGAGGGUGACGCCACUGACGGCUCCUUUGCCAACAAGCAUGGCCGACAUGUCAUCUGCCACAUCGAUGACUACAGUGCUCUACAGCAGCAGAUUGGGGAAAGCAAGCUGCUGGUCCAAAAGAUACUGUCUCUCAUCAGGUCGAUGUGCAGCAUGCUUGGACUUGAAGCUCAGGGCGCAGAGGCACCAGGUAAGAGAAGUGUCUAUGAGCUGCAGAGCAGCGCAGGUGCUCUGAGCCACGCCCUGGAAGAGUCGGCGGCCCUCCUCACCAUGUUCUGGAGAGCAGCCUUGCCACACCCCCUUGGUCCUGUGCUGCUAGGCAAAGAGGGACAAUUGUUGGAGAAAGAACUCCUGGACUUGCGAGCCCAAGUGUCCCAACAGGAACAGCUCCUUCAGCGCACUGCUGCGCGUCUGAAGAGGACCAACCAGCAGAAGAAAAGCAUGGAACAAUUCAUCGUGAGCCAACUGACCACGACCCAUGAUAUUUUGAAGAAAGCACGGACUAAUUUAGAGGUGAAAUCCUUAAGGGCUCUGCUGUCUACUCCAGCCUUGUGACCCUUGCCUUCCAGGAGCCACACAGGAAGCGAAGCCAGAGGUCCUUAAAGCAGCAGGAAGGGCGGGGCUGCCCACCCCUUGUGCAGCUGCCUGUCUGCUGAAGAAUAG
Molecule: messenger RNA, 7246 nt
Organism: Acomys russatus (golden spiny mouse)
Lineage: Eukaryota; Metazoa; Chordata; Mammalia; Rodentia; Muridae
Product: myomegalin
Cellular component (GO): microtubule organizing center
Source: RefSeq, a predicted model, not a curated record